AUGGACUCCAAUGAAGAACUGGAUCCUUUCUCCAGUGAAGGCCUCUGGAGACUGUCCAAGUUCAGUGUGGAGGCGCUGAAACCAAUCGGCGCUCUACCGUGGAACGCGGAUCUACCAGACAUUCCCAGGUCUUGUUUUCACAAAGCCGAUCAACCAAUUGACAAGCCCGAUCCAAUUUGGUCGUUCAAUUCCAUUGACCACGCCCUGGGCCCGCUCGAAUCCACUGCCGACUCGAUCAUCGACCCUUCGAUAGACUCUCAAUCCGAUACAUCGUGUGGCCUCUUACAACAAUUACCAGAGGAAGAUGAUGGUCUAUGGGGCUUGGAUCUGCUGCAGGAAGAUGUUGGUUACGUCGCCCCGCUAAAAACAUGGGAGAGAUACUAUGACCCGAACUUUCGCGAACCACCAUCUGCGUACUUGAGUGAAUGGGGUCCGAGAGGCUUCGAUGCUGCGCUGGAAUGUCAGGCUGAAACAAAGGGCCGCGAGCUUGGCCGCCUGGUUCAUAGCGACGUGCUCAUUCGAUCAUUGCUUCGCCUUGGACUCGGCUGGAGUUCGGUCUUCUUCCGCUACGACCAAAAAACAAAUCGAUUCGAGAGGCCCGAGAAGAAUAUUCGCGUGUCCGGUGUUAGCCCAGAAGCGCUAGAAAGCGUGAUCGAAAAUACUUUGCGAUGCGGGACGGACAUGCUGCAUGUUCGAUCAUUUGUUCGAACCCCACCAAGCAAGUGCAAGCCAUUGUCGUCUUUGUUCGCUUUGGGUAGCGCCCUCGCAGUCGUGAUCUAUACUCUGGAACAGAAAAUCGUGGAAAAUUCCAAACACAUCGUUUCACCUUUGCAGAUCCUGGCGUUGUUUCGCCGAUGUGGCGAUUUGAUAGGCGCGCUGGCCAGUAUUGUUGAUGCGGCUGAAAGGGCGGUUUCAGAUGCUCAAGUCAUCUCGACGGUUAUGGAACGGGCGGCGUUCCUGGCUCAAAAGUUUGCCUGGUUGGAGAAUCUCGUGCACGAGAUUGUGGUGCGCGUCGCAGCUCCCUGGUUCACAUUCAUCGAGGGUUGGAUCGGGCUUCGACCAGAAGAGUCUGCACUCAAGGAAACCCUGGCCAGCGGAAAUACCUUUGUUCAUCUUGAAACCGUUGACGAACCCGCCAAAUUCAAGACUGGGCCUCCACGCAUCGACUAUACGUAUCGCGCGGACCACAUGCCGUCUUUAAUCCCCGAUGAUCAAGCGCAGUCGAUCUUUGAAAAUGGGAGAAGCUUGCGAUUACUCAAACGCUCCCAUCCACAGCACCCCGUUGCCCGAGAUGAUGUUCUUGCGCGUGCUGGCCAUAUUCAUCUGUAUUAUGCGACCACCUGGGCUGAUAUCGAGCGAAUCCAAAGAAGAGCCCAUGAUUAUGAAGCAAAACUUCGUUCCGAGAUCCUGAGGUAUCACAGUCGCGAGUCUUCUGAACCGGGGACAGAGCCAAAACCCACAUUGCCUGGGGCUGGCCCUGAAGCAAAGGACGUUGUGCGGGAAACCUUUGAACUUUUCAACAUAGACGACGAGAAAAAUAGCUCGGGGCCAAUUACGGAUCGUACUGCUUUUUCCAGCGACAAAUUCAACGGAUUGCUGGACAAUGCCAGAAGCAUUGAUUCGGUUCCCGCCGGCAAUGAGAGCCGUUUCGGUCCAGAGUUGUCAUCCGGUCUUUAUUUGUCCCUUGCCCCGGUCAUCUUCUCUCAGUCACUUCUCAUUGACUUCUCGUGUCUCCACCAUUUGUUCAAAGAACAUAGGGUCAGACAUCACCUACACUUACAAUGGCGCUUCCAGCUCCUAGGCGAUGGCACGUUCGUCUCGCGCCUCUUAAACUCUCUCUUCGACCCAGAAAUGGAAAGUAGUGAACGCAAGUCUGGGGUUGUCCGCAGUGGCGUGCACACGGGCUUGCGUCUGGGAAGCCGUGACACAUGGCCCCCAGCCAGUUCAGAAUUGCGGCUGGUCUUGAUCGGACUGCUUGGUGACUGCUACUUUGGCGAUACAAACCCCGACAUGCCGGAGAAGGCCCAGUCUGAGAGAGAAAAUGAACUCCCGGGUGGGUUGAGUUUCUCAAUUCGAGAAUUGACCAACGAAGAAAUUACUCGGUGCAAAAAUCCGAAUGCAAUCGAGGCUCUGGAUUUCCUUCGCCUGCAAUACAAACCACCUGAGGUCCUCGAAACCAUUAUUACCUCACGUUCUCUGGAUAAGUAUGAUCGCCUCUUCAAGCAUUUGCUUCGGCUCCUUCGCAUGUUGUCGGUAGUCAAAGGCAUUGUCCGUGACUCUACAGUUCGAGGUUCUCUUUCAGGAGAUACACGCAAUGUGUUCCAGAAGUUUAGGGUUGAUGCCCAACACUUUGUCCUGGCGGUUAGCGACUACUGCUUCCACAUUGGCAUCGGUUCGAUCUGGCACCAGUUCCAAGAAACUCUCACGAAGAUCGAAUAUUGCCUGGACCGUGGCGAUAUCGACGGCACCAUUGAGGCAGCCCACUCUGUGCCCCGACUUCGCGACUAUCACGAAGACAUUCUUGAUCAGAUGCUCUUCGCUUUUUUCCUCAGCAAACGGCAUGUGCAAGCCGCUCAUUUGCUUGACUCUAUCUUCGGUACAAUUCUCGCCUUCAGCCCUCUGUCAAGAGCGGACGGUCUGGAUGGACUCCGACAACAGAGCGAGGGUACUGUUCUUCACCUGUACACGACGUUUCGGAAGCAAACUUCUGCCUUUGUUGGAUAUCUGCGUAGCUUGGAUUCGGGAAAAUCUUCUUCGAAGUCCAUGGGGAAGACCGGGUCAUUUUUCUCCACGCGGUCAGAACCGACGAGCGUUUUCGAGCAUCUCUUGGCGAGGCUGGAUAUGAAGGAGUAUUAUUGA
This is a messenger RNA of Penicillium alfredii, 2859 nucleotides long. Its product is annotated as tubulin gamma complex associated family protein. Gene Ontology annotation, molecular function: microtubule minus-end binding; gamma-tubulin binding. Gene Ontology annotation, biological process: meiotic cell cycle; cytoplasmic microtubule organization; mitotic cell cycle. The coding region runs from base 1 to 2859 and encodes 952 amino acids. Gene Ontology annotation, cellular component: centrosome; equatorial microtubule organizing center; spindle pole. Lineage: Eukaryota; Fungi; Ascomycota; Eurotiomycetes; Eurotiales; Aspergillaceae. The record is from RefSeq and is a predicted model, not a curated record. The transcript is spliced from 2 exons.